AUGGCUGCACCACCUGUACCAGUACCGGAUGCGGAAGACAUCCGAGUCGUGACGACGAUUGGCCAUGUAGACCACGGCAAGACCACGCUGAUGGACGCGUUGCUCGCCGCAAAUAAUAUAAUCUCUUCGCGCAUGGCGGGCAAGAUCCGCUACCUCGAUUCGCGUGAGGACGAACAGGAGCGCGGAAUAACGAUGGAAAGCUCUGCUGUAUCUCUACGGUUCAAAGUACUCGAAAAGAAGGAGGGCGCAGAAAGCCCUAGUCCGCGAACAUAUGUUGUGAACAUGAUCGAUACGCCAGGUCACGUCGACUUUUCUUCCGAGGUCUCGACCGCAGCCCGACUUGUCGAUGGAGCGCUGGUACUCGUCGACGCCGUCGAGGGUGUCUCUUCGCAGACGAUCUCAGUGCUGCGCCAGGCUUGGGAUGAUCGUCUCAAGCCGAUCCUUGUCAUCAACAAAAUCGAUCGCCUCGCAACGGAGCUACGCAUGAGCCCCAUUGAAGCAUACCAACACCUCGCACAAUUGCUCGAGGCCGCCAACGCUGUCAUGGGCUCGUUCUUUGCUGCAGAACGCAUGGAGGAUGACCUUCGCUGGCGUGAGGCGCGCGAGCAGCGCUUGGCGGAGAAGAAAGCUGCUUUGGGAGAGGCGGAUGGUGCGGCCGCAGUUGAGGAUGGCGCGUACGAGGAGAAGGACGACGAGGAUAUCUACUUCGCGCCGGAGCGCGGGAACGUCGUCUUCGCGAGUGCACUGGGCGGAUGGGGCUUCCGUGUUAGCCGCUUCGCGCAGCUUUUCGCCGCUCGUUUAGGAAUGAAGGAAGCAAACCUUCGACGCGUGUUAUGGGGUGACUUCUACCUCGACCCGAAGACAAAACGCGUGAUCGGAUACAAGCAUCUCAAGGGACGGACGCUCAAGCCACUGUUCGUGCAGUUCGUGUUGGAGAAUAUUUGGGCGAUAUAUGACGCCGUGCUAUUCAAUCCAAACCCGGAAAAGGUCGAGAAGAUUGUCAAAACACUCAACCUCAAGGUCCUCCCACGCGACCUCAAGUCUAAGGACACAUCUCAUGUCCUAUCCACGAUCUUCUCCCAGUGGCUUCCGCUCUCCUCCGCUAUGAUCCAGGCAAUCAUCGAUGUCGUUCCGCCGCCUUCUACCGCGCAGCGCACGCGCAUCCCGAAGAUGCUAUAUCCAGACGCUCACGUCGUUCCCGCGCCCAAGAACAAGCUCGAAACUGAUCUAUACUCCUGCGACGCAUCAGACAGCGCUAAUAUUGUGGCCUAUGUCAGCAAGAUGUUUGCAGUGCGCUCCGAGGAUUUGCCGGAGAAUAAGAAGAGGCCGCUCACGGCGGAAGAGAUGCGGACGCGGGCGCGAGAGGCGAAGGAGGCGCGGGCCAAAGCCGAAGCUGCGGGGGAGAACACACCCUCCACUGAGACUUCCUUGACGCCGGCCACUACGGUAGAAGAGCCAGCACCUAAGAUCGCAGACGAGAAGAAAGAGGAAGCAGAAGAAGUUCUGCUCGGGUUUGCGCGUCUAUACAGCGGCACGCUCCGCGUAGGGACACGCGUUCGUGCUGUACUCCCAAAGUACGCAAACGGUUUACCGCCGGACCACCCGCGUAACGCGCCCUACGUCGUACACUUCAAGAUUGAAGCGCUUUACACAAUGAUGGGACGUGAGCUUGUUCCCGUUCAAAGUGUCACGGCUGGGAACGUCUUCGCCAUACGCGGGCUUGAGGGUCAGGUUCAUAGGAGCGCCACUAUCUGUGCGCCCUCAUCUGCGGGUGUUUCUGUCGAAGGAAGCGAAGAAGAAGGCUGGACGCUCAACUUGGGAAGUGUGAAGCGGCAAGCACCGCCUAUCGUGCGCGUUGCACUCGAGCCGGCGCUCCCUGCUGAUAUGCCGGCGCUUAUCCGCGGGAUGAAGAUGUUGGCGCAGGCGGACCCUUGCGCGGAGACAUUCCAGCAGGCGACGGGCGAACAUGUCAUCCUGACUGCAGGAGAGCUUCAUCUUGAGCGGUGUCUGCGAGACUUGCGCGAGCGGUUUGCAAAGGUCGAGAUCAGCGCGAGUAAACCUAUCGUGCCAUUCCGCGAGACAGCUGUCAAGGGCGUUGAUAUGCCUCCUCCCAAAGUGGCCGGUGCGCCACGUGGCACAGCACUCGCAGGCGCUGGAAACGGAGUUGUCAGUGUGACCGUCCGCUGCGUCCCUCUCCCGCCUGCACUCGCUGAGUUCUUGCGCGACAACGCGGGCGUGGUUCGGCGACUUCUCUCAUCGUCUGCUGCAGCUGCUUCGUCGACAUCAACAUCUACCGAGCAGAUCGAGAGGGUAGCUGGCGACCUCGACGAUGACGAUGUCGAUGUAGGCGAAGCUGAAGUGCGUAGACCGACUGUGAGGCCAGAUGCAUUCUGGGAUGCGCUCGGGGAGGUGUGUAAGAAGGCUGGGGGCGAGUGGGCGAGUGUGGACACGAAGGUCUGGGCUGUGGCUGGCGAAUGCUUCUUAGUGGACAGGCGAGAAGGCAGUGGUAUCAAUUCGUUGAAAGCGAAGCUCGCGAGGGCGUCUAAACGGCCGGAUGCAACGUCACCUCCCCCGGACUCCGCACAAGCCGCAUCGUCUGAGUCGACCGACGAUGCCUCCCAUGCCUUCGAUGGACAGAUCGAGACGGGCUUCCAGAUCGCAGCUGCUCAUGGGCCUCUGUGCGCCGAGCCGAUGGCCAGCUUGGCGUUUUUCGUGGAGAAGGUGGAAGUAGAUGCUGCUGGACUCGAGAAGGAGAACGAGCAGAAUCGCUCGAGCCAGAUCGCGGGUGGUGUUAUAUCCGGUGUCCGUGACGCGUGCAGGAACGGGUUGCUCGAUUGGAGUCCGCGGCUGAUGCUCGCCAUGUACGAGUGCGAUAUCCAAGCGAGCACGGACGUCCUCGGUAAGGUGUAUGCGGUCGUGGCGCGUCGACGCGGGAGGAUAGUCGCCGAGGAGAUGAAGGAGGGCACCGCUUUGUUCACCGUGAGAGCGCUUCUGCCCGUCGUGGAGAGCUUCGGCUUUGCAGAUGAUAUCAGGAAGAGGACAUCUGGCGCGGCCUCGCCUCAGCUUGUCUUCGCGGGAUACGAGAUGUUGGACCAGGAUCCGUUCUGGGUCCCCUCUACUGAGGAGGAACUGGAAGAUCUCGGUGAACAUGCCGAGCGGGCGAACAUCGCGCGGGUGUAUAUGGACGGCGUACGAGAUCGGAAGGGGAUGUUCGUGCAUAGGAAGAUCGUUGAGCGGGGGGAGGGACAGCGCACAUUGAAGCGGUAG
Molecule: messenger RNA, 3267 nt
Organism: Peniophora sp. CBMAI 1063
Lineage: Eukaryota; Fungi; Basidiomycota; Agaricomycetes; Russulales; Peniophoraceae
Source: the annotation of a GenBank genome assembly